Molecule: messenger RNA, 399 nt
Organism: Musa acuminata AAA Group (dessert banana)
Lineage: Eukaryota; Viridiplantae; Streptophyta; Magnoliopsida; Zingiberales; Musaceae
Product: large ribosomal subunit protein uL13-like
Exons: 1
Coding region: 1-399 (132 amino acids)
Biological process (GO): translation; negative regulation of translation
Cellular component (GO): ribosome; cytosolic large ribosomal subunit
Molecular function (GO): mRNA binding; structural constituent of ribosome
Source: RefSeq, a predicted model, not a curated record
AUGGCCGCACCCAAUUCACGUGAUGGCCCAACUUGCCACUUCCUCUCCAAAGGAAACGCUACCCGCCGCCGACCGUAUAAAAGCGAACCCGUCCGCGUGCCACGAGCGGGGGGAGUCAUCGGCGACCGCGGAAGAGGGCGGAGAGGGGAGAGGUCGCUGGUCGCAGUUGCCAUGGUCUCGGGGUCGGUGGUCUGUGCGCAGUGGGUGGUGGUGGACCCGCGCCACCACAUGCUGGGGCGGUUGGCGUCGUUCUUGGCGAAGGAGCUGCUCAACGGGCAGCGGGUCGCGGUUGUCCGCUGCGAGGAUAUGUGCCUCUCCGGUGGGCUCGACCGCCAGAAGAUAAAGUACCUCCGCUUCCUACGCAAGCUUACGAACACAAAGUGUAACAUCCCUUAUUAG